AAAAAAAAAAAAAGAAAAUAUUAUUUUAGUAGAAUAGUUUUGUAUGUUUUACAUAUAAGAAGCUACUACUACUACUAUUAUUAUUAUUAUUACUAUAAUUAUAACGGGGAAAAAAAUCUUUUUCUUUCUUCUAUUUAUCGAAUUUGAGCUUUUCAUUUUGUGCAAUAAUAACAUUAUUUUGUAGCUUGAGCCUUUUUCUUUUCUUUAAGGAGAGGGAGGGGGCCUAUUUCUAUUUCUUUCACUUUAAUGAAGCGAUUCGAAACAACAGCUAAUAAUGAGCCUGGCAAAGGUAUCUUGAUUUGUACAUGUUACCACCAACAAUCUAAAUUCGAAAGAAUUCACGCACAAUAUCCAUUGAAAUUUAUACCUACACAAGGUCAUGCGGAUCGACUUGCAGUUGUUUACAUGUUAAGUUAUGGUGGUGGCAUUGUCAGUGGAGAUACGUUUCAUAUUGACAUGACUAUUAAAGAAAAUGCCAUUCUGUUACUUAUGACUCAGGGGAAUACAAAAGUGUUCAAAGAUCGACAUCACCACCAUCUUUGGCUUGCAUCCAUCAAUAAUUCACAACAAACGCUUCCAAUUAGAGAUGACUCAAACUCUACGUCUAGUAAUACUAAAUCAACAUCUAUUCAAAUCAUCAAUUCCGUUGUUGCAAGUCAAGCUACUUUACUUGUCUUGCCUGACCCUGUUACUUGUUUUCGAGAUUCAUCCUUUCAGUCACGUCAAGUCUUUCAUCUCGCUGAUGAACACUCUCAGCUCGUUCUGUUGGAUUGGUUUACAAGUGGUCGAAUGAAACGAGGAGAAAAUUGGUCAUUUCGUCAUUAUUCAAGUCGAAUUGAAGUGCGAGUAGCUGAUAAGCUAGUUGUCAAGGAUGCUAUGGUUCUAGAAGAUGAAGAAUAUAUGAAAACAUGCAAUGAUGAUGAUGAUGAAACGGCCUAUGCAAGUCGACUAAAACCCUAUUUAUGUUUUGCAACACUCAUCAUGAUUGCUAGCCAUCAACAAAGUACGUUGAUGCGUUCGGUAGAGAAUGUGCAGAGGAAAGCGCAAGAGAUGCGUUUAAUGCCACUUGCUUUAAAAUCGGAAAAGGAUCGUGAACUGUUAUGGUCAGUGAAUCCUAUUUUGAAGGGGAAAGGAGUUUUAGUGCGUAUAGCGGGUAUGACAACAGAAUCAGUAAGGGAUUUUGUAAAAUACCAAUGUCUUGGUCAGGGAUUUGAAUCGAUUGUUGGUGAAGGCAUGUUUCAAAAAGUGUUAAUGUAGUUUUAUUAUUCAUAUUUAUUUAUCUGAUAAGUUGAUACAGAUAAUAUAUCCAAUAAAAUAUACUCAAUUCUAUAGACAUGUUUAUUUUUUUUUCCUUUUAUUUCUUUUCUU
Messenger RNA from Cokeromyces recurvatus, 1368 nucleotides. RefSeq names its product UreD urease accessory protein-domain-containing protein. The coding region runs from base 247 to 1257 and encodes 336 amino acids. Gene Ontology annotation, molecular function: nickel cation binding. The record is from RefSeq and is a predicted model, not a curated record. NCBI's taxonomy places the organism in Eukaryota, Fungi, Mucoromycota, Mucoromycetes, Mucorales, Mucoraceae. The transcript has a single exon.